This is a messenger RNA of Dalotia coriaria, 836 nucleotides long. RefSeq names its product protein CutA homolog. Bases 102 to 509 code for a protein of 135 amino acids. The transcript is spliced from 2 exons. Gene Ontology annotation, biological process: response to metal ion. Gene Ontology annotation, molecular function: copper ion binding. The record is from RefSeq and is a predicted model, not a curated record. NCBI's taxonomy places the organism in Eukaryota, Metazoa, Arthropoda, Insecta, Coleoptera, Staphylinidae.
AGGAAGUUGAUUGGUAUUUGUGGUAUUUCUAAUAAAAUAUUACAUCAAAUUCAAAAACAUUCACUACACCCAGCCUACUUCGUGCAAAUCAUUCGAAAUAAAUGAUUUUUAAGAACAUAAUCAUCACAACAAUUGUUUUAAGUUUGCGAAGAAGCUUCUCAAUGGCUACCAAUUCCUCUCUUCCUGGCACUUUUUCAGUCGCCUAUGUGACUGUCCCAAAUGAAGAAUUAGCAAAAACAUUGGCCAAAGGACUAGUCCGCGAGAAACUUGCUGCUUGUGUAAAUAUUAUCCCCAGAAUCACAUCAAUAUAUGAAUGGAAGGGUGAAAUUCAAGAGGACAAUGAGCUCCUGUUAAUGAUUAAAACUCGCACGUCAAGAGUUGAUGAGUUGACCAAGUUUGUGAGGGAAAAUCAUUCCUAUGAGGUGUGUGAAGUAAUUUCACUGCCAAUUGAGAAAGGAAAUCCACCAUAUUUGAAAUGGUUGGGAGAAAUUGUCCAUGAAUCACAAUAAAGGUGUGAAAAUUGGCGGGUGGAGAGGCAGAAGUGAAAGGAGAACAUUUGUGCGUGAUCCGAAUCGAAGCAAACAAAACAAAAAACGGAGGAGGAACCUAGAGACUUGCGACAACCCGCAAAAAGGAGUGGGGGAAGACGCCCGAGGAUCCUAGCUGCUAAACCUGUAAAACCCAGGUAAGAGCUGAUAGGGGCAAGUUUUAUACCAUGGCGUACCAAGUAGCAAGGUCCCUACUUGAUUAUUUAUUUAAUGGUUCUUAAAAACUAUUCGUGUGUAAAAUGUAUUCGUAUGUUUACAUAAAGAAUAAACAUACAAUUGAAUUGCUAA